This is a messenger RNA of Lampris incognitus (smalleye Pacific opah), 2876 nucleotides long. It is a transcript of the gene rnf169, whose product is annotated as ring finger protein 169. The record is from RefSeq and is a predicted model, not a curated record. Gene Ontology annotation, biological process: double-strand break repair. NCBI's taxonomy places the organism in Eukaryota, Metazoa, Chordata, Actinopteri, Lampriformes, Lampridae. The transcript has 6 exons. Gene Ontology annotation, molecular function: ubiquitin-protein transferase activity; nucleosome binding. Bases 22 to 1875 code for a protein of 617 amino acids. Gene Ontology annotation, cellular component: nucleus; site of double-strand break.
CGACCGACCGGAUCGGGGAAAAUGGCGGCCGCGGGGUCCUACAAGUGUUCGGGUAGCCUGGGACAGAAACGCCGGGGCGGCUCCGCAGACGCGCUCCGGUUCUCCGGUUCCGCUCCUCCGUCCCCUCCUCCGGUCUGCCCGGAGCUCCGGACGGAGGUCGCCUGCUGCCCGCGCUGCCUCCAGCGGACCGCGGCGGAGCGGGGCAGCCCGCGGUUCUGUCCCCUCUGUCGGCAGCGGGGGUCCGGCGGGGGCCGCAGACCGUCCGGGCCGGAGCCGGGCCCGCCGAGGAGGAGCCACCCGGAGCGGAACGACUGCGACACUCGCAAAGAGAUCUUCAUCCUGCCCGCCCAGCUUUCUAAGUGUGGGGAUGUUCUAUCAGAGCAGACUUCCAAACACCAGACAUCAACGAGUGAGGACAAAGAGGAGACAAAGAGGAAGCUCUUCCAUCCCCUGAAGGAGUGUGGAGCUCUCAGACUGCCUGAGGACCCUGGCGGCGGCGGCUUCCGGGCGCUGGGGGUGCUGUCGGACUCGGAGAACGAAGAGCCGGUCAGCAGCAGAACCAGGGACGUAUCAGCCUUCGUCAGAAAAGCCAAAACCUCCUCGGCCGGCAGAAAUGGAGUCCAGAGAACUGCUCAGAGAAGUCAGAGCUGCAGUGGCUCGGUGGAGGCCAGAGGGAGGCUGAGGCUCCUCUCCCACACCUCUGGGGUGGAGGCUGGCAUCACUCACAGUGACAUGGCAGGUAUCCUCCUUUCGUCAGAGAACAGCCGUGUUGGCUCCGUUCCCGACAGAAGACUCACCUUUCGCUGCAUGAUGACAUCAUCAACCCCUUUGGGUGUUCCCCAGGGCAGACAGGAACCUUCCAUCAGCCCCGAGAGUAACGACAGCAUCUCAGAGGAGCUAACCCACUUCAAACCAAUUGUCUGCUCCCCAUGCACGCCCCCCAAACGCCUCCCUGAUGGCCGAGUGCUGGAGCCCACCAUCGUCAAGUCCACCCCCCGGAAUCUAACCCGUGGCAGCCUGUACAGGGCCACUAACUAUGAGGCCAGCCCUGCUGUCUUGCAGAAAUGGCGGCAGAUCGAGUUGGACCGCCAGAGUGUUAUGAUGACCUCCAAGGGGACGUUGACGAGCCCUGUGAGUGAGCCGCAGGGCCAGAAGAGCCCUUCAGAUCACCAAAGGAGCAGAGCUUGCAGCUACAACAUGGCCACAACAUGUUCCACCACAGAAGGGGCAAAUGACAGAGCGCGUCCAUUCGACAGAAGGAAGUUGGUGUUUGAUACAAUGACUCAAGAAAGCGACAACAGCGAGAAACCAGCUGUUAAGAUUCCUAAGCCCACUCUGAACAACAGCAGAGAGGGUCUAUGUAGAGGGAGCUCAGGUUUGGACCAAGUGGUGGGGGCCCCUGAAUCCUGUAGUGGAACCAUUUUUAGUACAAUUAAUUCAUUUUCCCCAUAUGCAAGGAGCUUUGGUUUCCAUUCUUGUAAACUGAUCUCAAAAGAGCCACAUGGCCAUAGGAGGGAGGCAGGUGGUAGUACCUGCUCCCAGAACCAGUCUAACUCAAGGAAAGGCAGGAAGAGGAACCAGAAAACCAAACACUUAGAGGACCCUGAGUCAGACCUAAAGAGAGCCAGGACAGUCAGCCAGGAGGCCUCUGUCAUGGGACGCUGUGGGAGCGAUGGGUACCUUCAGCGAGUCCAGCAGGAGCGAGAGGACCGGGCACUAGCCAUAAAACUCCAGACACAGUUUGAUCUGGAGAAUCAGACAGUCAUUCAACAGAGGCAGAGUCCAGAGAAGUACUUCCUACGGUCUUGGAUGGCCAAUCAGAAUCGGAAAAGGCGAAGUCCACGGAAGUCAAGACAAAUUUCCAAACAGCAUUAGCUAACAGAGUGUAGUGUGGAACGAUUUUUGGAGGGACCAGUUUUUGCUAAUAGAGGCACAGAGACCUGCUCAAGAGGAAAGAGAGAUAGGAGGAGUCAUCGUGACAUGAGAAAGUUUAGACAGAGAUUACUGAAACAGAAAACCUUUUUUUUGACGCACUUUGAGAACUAAAGCAUAAAUCCUGUUUUUCACAGAUGAUGACUUUGACCGUCUAAGAAACCAGGUAGAGCCUAAAUUUAGGGUUUAGUUUCUGCCACACAACAUUAGUCCUCAGGAACCACCAGAGGCCAAUAAUAAAGGCUAAUAUCAAAGGAAGAGUUGUCUAGGAGCUAAUUCUACGUCAGCAGGAGUCUUAGCAGGGUAAUCAUGAUAUUGUAUAUUCUCAAAUCAGAUGAAACCAUUUCAAAUCAACAGCUUUCUGCAAAAAUCGAAUGAGGAUGAUGUUGCAAACAAUCUCAAACAUGCUAAACACGGCCUGUGACUGGUAUACGAUUUAUCGGGCAGUAGUCCCAAUGGCAACCGUUAACCAGGCGGUCAACGAUUUUCUGACAGGAGACGCAGUGAAAUAAAAACAAUCACUUAAGGGCAAUGGUGUUUGGGCUGAAAGAGCAUGUUCCUCAUUGAUCACCAGUCAAAUUCAACAUGCUGAUAUUCAUUUGUUUUCUCCCCCAGUCACAGGUCCUAAAAUCCAGUUGUUUUGACUUGGUUCUGUCUUGGGAUGAUGAUCACCAUAACCUAGAAAUGGGAUGAAUUAUUUUUCUAAAAACAGAAUUCUAGACCAUGAUUCCCAGCAUAAGACCAUACAUCAGUAGCAUUAGCGACACCAGGAGCGCUGCAAUGAAUGUCUUUGUUGGGAGAAUGAGUUUGCUUUAGUGUGGGGCGUAAAUACUCGUGAAUCUUUUCACGAAUACAUUUUCUGAUAACAGAUGUUUAAGAAAUGUGCUUGAAUGUCAAUCUCAACCAAAUCCACUUCUCACUCACAGUCUAUUAAAUACUUGUAA